Messenger RNA from Papilio xuthus (Asian swallowtail), 559 nucleotides. NCBI's taxonomy places the organism in Eukaryota, Metazoa, Arthropoda, Insecta, Lepidoptera, Papilionidae. The record is from RefSeq and is a predicted model, not a curated record.
AAGCAAUUUUGUAAAUGGCAACAUUGCCGCCCGCCAUAAUUUUGUUUAGCCGAAUUUGAGGUUAAAACUGUUGUAACGACGCCGUCCUUGUUUUUGUUGAAAACUAGUUCGAAAAUAUAAUAAUCAUGAAGCUUGUGAGAUUUCUGAUGAAAUUGAGUCACGAGACUGUGACAAUCGAGCUAAAGAAUGGUAGCGUCGUCCACGGCACAAUCACAGGUGUGGAUGUAGCGAUGAAUACACAUUUAAAAGCUGUAAAAGUUACAUUGAAGAACAAGGAGGAACUUCAACUGGAAACACUAAGUAUACGUGGGAAUAAUAUAAGAUAUUACUUAUUACCUGACAGUCUGCCUAUAGAAACUUUGUUGUUAGACGACGCACCAAAAGGUCGUGGUAAACGUGAAGGUUUUCCGAGAGGUGGUGCUCGCGGCGGCCGAGGCAGAGGUCGCGGAGGCCGAGGCGGGCCAAGAGGCGGCCGCGGCGGCAGAGGUCGUGGAAGACGAUAAUUUAAUUUGUCUAGUUUGUAAGAUUGAAAAGUAUGUGAUUAUAACUUGGACCACCA